UAGUUCUGGCAUGCAUGGCAUCCAUGUAAUUCUCUCAGAAAAGUCCGAAGACCCCAUGCCGACCGGCACACGGAAUGCUCUCCGCCGCGCUCCGCCGCGCGCACCAUCGCUCCGUUGAACCACGCCGUCCUGCUUCUCCGUCGCCGCUGCCUCUUUCCCUCUUUCCUUCUUCUUCCCGCACCCAAGAUCCCCCCUUUCCCACUCCAACCCCCCUUUCCACCACAACAGCCGUCGAAGGCUUCGACCCCAUCGACCAGUUCUUCCCUCCCCGGGCCCUCCCUCCGCUGCCCCUCCACCCCUCCCUCCGCCGCGAAAUCCUCCUUGCCCUCGCCCGCGCCCUCAAGACCGUCCCCACAUGCCUACCCGCCCUCCAGGCCCUCGCUUUUGGCUUCCACCCUGGCCCCCUCGCCAGCGUUCUCCGCUCCUUCCCCCACCCCCGCCCCGCCCUCGCCUUCUUCGCCCGCUCCCUCCCCGACCUCUCCACCGCCACCGUCCGCUCCUGCUGCGCCGCCACCCACCUCCUCGCCGCCGCCGACCCCGCCCUCAAACCCCUCUCGCAGGACCUCCUCGCCUCCCUCCUCCAUCGAAUAGGCCCCCAUCGCGGCGCCGAGCUCCUCGUCUGGACCGAGCACCACCGGUCCCUCCGGUCCUACUAUACCGUCCUCCAUUUGGUUCUCCGCGCCUUCCUCAUUGCUGGAAUGGCUCCAGAAGCCUUAGACGUCUUGCGCCGGAUCAGAGGCCAGGGGAUGACACCAAGCCUGUCGGCAUUGGCCAUUCUUCUGAGACUGCUAUUCCGGGCGGGUGAUUGCGAGAGUGCCUGGAAAUUGUUUAGAGACAUGGUCGGGAAAGGACCUCGCCCAAGCUCGAGGACCUUCAAUACAAUGAUUCUUGGAUCUUGCUGGAGAGGGGCCAUCUCGGUCGGGGAGGGCCUCCUUCGAGUAAUGCACAGGUUUCGUUGCGAGCCCGAUGCUUCCAGCUACAACAUCUUGAUGAAGGCACAUUGUGUGUUUGGGCGGUCUGUCGAUGCCUUUGAGUUGUUUGAUUCAAUGCUUGAAUCUGGUUGUGGUCCGACUGUUAUUACUUACAGCAUACUUAUUGGUGCUUUGUGUCAGGAGGGAAGAAUGGACGAGGCAAGAAUGCUUUUUGAUGAUAUGGAAGAAGAGGGCAUUGAUUCUAAUACAGUUACUUAUAAUGUUCUAGUUGAUGGGUAUAUGAAGGCGGGGCAAAUUGAGAAGGCGCAUGCAGUCUAUAGAGAGAUGAAGGAGAAGGGACUGGGCCCUGAUUGCUACACCUUCAACAUUCUUGCUGCGGGGCAUCGCAAGUUCCGGAAAGAUUGGGAAAGUGAGGGCAACCAUUUGUUGGAUGAAGUGUUAAAAUCAGAGGUGCUCCCAGAUGCGACGAUGCUGGACAUGUUGGUUUCCAGGUUCUGUUGGGACAGGCGGUUGGAUGAUGCCUGGGAGCUUUUGCAGAAUGCUGUAGAAGAGGGCAUGACAGUGAGUGUUGCAGGUUUUAACUCGGUUAUCACUGGCUAUAGCAAGGAGGGAUUGGAAGAGGAAGCUUUUGAUUUAUAUCAGAUUAUGGUGGAGGCUGGUCUUGCACCCUCCACAUCCACUUGCAACUCCUUGCUCAUGGGCUUGUGCAAGAGAGGGAGAUUGGAUGAUGCCAGGAUGCUCCUAGAUAAGAUGAUAGAAAAAGGCUAUUGUAUGAGUACAUCUGCUUUCACAAUCUAUUUAGAUGGGUGUUUCAGAAUGGGCAAUACGGCAGCUGCUUUGAGGUGUUGGAAUGACAUGGAGAAGCAAGGGAUCCAUCCCGAUGUUGUUGGUUUCUCGGCCUACAUUAAUGGUCUCUGUGGAGCUAAUUACAUGGAAGAGGCAUGUGAGGCUUUCCAUGAAAUGUGUAGGAGAGGAUUGGUUCCAAACAAUUUCACAUACAACUCUUUGAUUUCUGGAUUUUGUAGGGCUGGUAAUGUAGCUGAGGCUUUGAAAUUGGUGAGCACAAUGAAGCAGAAUGGCCUUGUUCCUGAUAUUUUCACAACAAAUAUAAUCAUUAAUGGAUUCUGUAGACAGGGGAUGUUGAAGAUGGCGAAUAACAUUUUCAUGGAAAUGUAUGCUGUUGGAUUAAAUCCGGAUGUCAUAACUUAUAAUACUUUUAUCAGCGCUUACUGCAGGGCUUUUGAUAUGGUGAAUGCAAUGAACCUUGUGAAUAAGAUGUCUUCAGAGGGUUGUGAACCAGAUAUCUUCACAUAUAACAUAUGGAUUCAUUGCCUCUGUAGUAGUCAUAUGACAAACCGAGCCAUUAAGGUGCUAGAUGAACUUGUUUCCAUGGGUUUUGUUCCUAAUACAGUUACUUACAACACCAUGAUGAAUGGCAUCUGCAGUGAUGUACUUGAUCGUGCUAUGAUUCUGAUGGGGAAAUUGCUUAAGAUGGCCUUUGUUCCCAAUGUGACUACAGUUAACCUGCUGCUCUCUCAUUUCUGCAAGCAAGGGCUGGCGAGGAGGGCCUUGAUUUGGGGAGAAAAGCUUAGACAGGUCUCCACUUUUGAUGUUACCACAAGGAAUAUACUUGACAGGGCCUACCGUGACAUGCAAGAAGAUGCAGAACCUUUGACAGCAGAGUCCGGUAGAAGCUUGUUUUUAGAAUUUCUCAUGCGCAUUACUUAUGGAUCCUUACAUAACUGUGAACCUUUAACACGUAAAUCCUUGAUGAUCACUAAUACUGUUGAUCAUGGAAUUACCAAGUCUUCCAAGAUGAUGGAUGUGAGAUAGCGAUAUAAGAACUAUGUGGCAGGAGCGCAUGUUUUCUGGAUGGACAUGUUUGAGAAGGCCAUUGGGUCACUCUCUCCUUUCCAUGGGAUUUCAUUCUCAUAGAGAAAAACUAUAGUUCUCCAAGUCAAGAGCAGGAGAACCAACUAUAGCCAUAGCCGCUGCCAUUCAAUUGCUUUUAGUGCUCAGUGCAGUCCCGUUAAAUAGAUUUAUGAAACAGAGUGGAGGAUCAGAUCAUUAUUGCUCUGUGCUCACAUGUAGUAAAGCAAAAAUGAUCAUGAACUGGUAUCACUUUUAUUGGAAACUAGUUGCUGGACUAAAGACGGACCGUUUUCUUCUCUAUUUUAAAGCAAAGGCUGGAAGUUCAUCUGAAAGAUGAUACUGAGAUCAUUUCUUGAAGGAUUUUGGGUGUUGCCUGCUUAUGGAACAUUUUGAUGAUUCCACCAUACUGCAUUCAAGCUUUUAUUGUA
Elaeis guineensis (African oil palm) is the source of this 3232-nucleotide messenger RNA. Lineage: Eukaryota; Viridiplantae; Streptophyta; Magnoliopsida; Arecales; Arecaceae. The record is from RefSeq and is a predicted model, not a curated record.